AUGGCCAAAGAUGCCGGAAAAGUAGCCCUUGUAUCGGUGAUGUUCAGUCCGUUUCGAAAAGAAGGAGACUCGUCGACGUCCAGAUAUCCUGUGGUUUGGGAUCUCAUCGGAUUGUGUGCCGGACUUGGAGCGGUGGCGUACUUUCAAGUGCAGAAAGCGUGGUCGGCGCAAGCCAUCGCACUGGUGUAUCUUAAAGAGGAGACUUCGCGGCUCGAGGAUAUGCACAUAACAGAGGACAAAGUGACCCGAGAUGUGAAAGUCAUCGAUGCAAGGAAACGUGUGGCAGAGACAAUGGGCAACCAGGCUGACGUCAUAUUCCAGGGCGCGCUCCUUGCCGCAGCGGAAACGGAAUCUUUGAAGGCGGAAGUUGCGGCACGGGACCAGUAUCUGAUGGUCAAAGAGGCGGUCAGGAUAUUUCAGAAGCGAUAUGGGAACGCAGAGCCAGGGUUCGUUGCAUUCAUGCAAGAUUUCCAGCGCACCGAACGGGUAGAGACGCUGAGACAAGUCACCAGAGUAAUAAGGAUGAUAGCCCGUGAGCAGUACGGCAACGCCAUCGGUGCAGAAGGAAAUGCGGCCUUAAACGUGAAGUAG
Molecule: messenger RNA, 591 nt
Organism: Klebsormidium nitens
Lineage: Eukaryota; Viridiplantae; Streptophyta; Klebsormidiophyceae; Klebsormidiales; Klebsormidiaceae
Source: the annotation of a GenBank genome assembly